Messenger RNA from Tetrahymena thermophila SB210, 2061 nucleotides. Its product is annotated as cell surface immobilization antigen. Lineage: Eukaryota; Ciliophora; Oligohymenophorea; Hymenostomatida; Tetrahymenidae. The transcript has a single exon. The record is from RefSeq and is a predicted model, not a curated record.
AUGAAUAUUAAAUUUCUUAUUUUCUAUCUUUUAACUCUAAGUUAGGUAUUUGCUUAGAUUCCUGGCGCAGAUGUAAACUGUUCUAGUUCAGAUUGCUCAAAUUGUCCUCCAGCUUCAGGUUUUACUUGGAUUUAAUCAACAGAUAAUUAAAAUUUGUGCAUCAUAUAAGAUUGCACUAACUAUAGCUCAACAUCAAACUCUUAAACUGGUUUGAGUGAUUUAUUUUGCUAAAGUUGUUUAAGUUAAACUAGUAACUCUUAAUAUGCUAAUUAAAGCGGUACCUUAUGUGUUAAUACUCCCUCUUCGUGUAAUGCUACUCCAAUUUCUGGAACUGGAUGGACAGAUACUACUUGUUAAUUAUGUUCUACAAAUUUGUAUGCAAAUAUUGCAGGUAAUACAUGCGUUUAAAUUAGUUAAUCUUGUAGCUCAAAUUCUGGUUUAACUGAUGCUAUUUGCUUAGCAUGUUAUGGCACUUCUUAGUAAUACGCUUCAAGUGAUUCGACAUAGUGUGUUAAAUCAUCAAUUUCAUGUUCCUCUACAUCUGGCUGGUCAGAUUCUGAUUGCGCUCUCUGCAGUUCUUAAACUCCCUAUGCUUCCACAGAUACUAAUUCAUGUGUGAACUCAACUAUUUCAUGUACCUCUAAAUCAGGAUGGACAGAUUCUAAUUGCAAUAUUUGUAGUCCUUCAUCACCUUAUGCAAUUGUUGGAGGUACUAGUUGUGUUGCUUCUUCUUAAUCUUGUGGAUCUACAUCUAACUGGGGCGAUAGUGACUGCUAAUUAUGCUAUGGAUCAAGUACAUAUUUUGCUUCUGGAGAUGGAACUACUUGUGUUUAAUCAACACAAUCAUGUGGUUCUACUUCUGGUUGGACUGAUACUUCUUGUGCUGCAUGCUUCCCUGGAACUAAAAUACAUGCAACAGUAGAUUAAACCAAUUGUGUUGCUUCAACAGUUGAAUGUAAUGCCACUUCAGGAUGGAGUGAUAGUGAUUGCUCUCUAUGCAACCCCUCAUCACCUUUCGCUGCUGUUGACAAAAAAAGUUGUGUAGCUUCUUCUUAAUCUUGCAGCUCAAAUUCAGGCUGGAGUGACUCUGAUUGCAGUUUAUGUACUCCAUCAAGUCCUUUUGCAAGUAGUGAUGGAACUCAAUGUGUUGCAUCCACAAUUUCAUGCUCUUCUUCAUCAGGAUGGACAAAUAGCAAUUGUUAAUUAUGCAAUCCAAGCUCUCCAUAUGCAACUGCUGAUAGUACCAGUUGUGUAAAUUCUACUAUUUCAUGUAAUUCUACUUCUGGAUGGACAGAUUCUAAUUGCAAUUUAUGUUACCCUUCUUAACCCUAUGCUACAGCAAAUGGUAAUUAAUGCGUUGCUUCUUCUUAGUCAUGCACAUCAACUUCCAAUUGGAUUGACUCAGACUGUGCAUUAUGUACUCCUUAAAAACCUUUUGCCUCUGGAGAUUCAAAUAGUUGUGUUGCUGCUACUUAAUCAUGCAGCUCAACAUCAGGUUGGACUGAUGCAAAUUGUCUAAUAUGUACUCCCUCAGAACCAUAUGCAACAUCUGAUGGUACAAGUUGUGUUGCUUCUACAUAGUCAUGCAGUGCUUCGUCUAAUUGGACUGAUAAUAAUUGCUCUCUUUGCACUCCUUCAACCCCAUUUGCAAACUCUGCUGGUACAGGAUGUGCUGAUCCUUCUGUUUAAUGUAUUGGGAGAGAUCCUACUUAAGCAGCUGAGGUUUGGACUGAUAGCGAUUGUGCUGCUUGUUAUUAAACAGGAUACAGAGCCCUCUCCGAUGGAUCUGCUUGUGUAAAUUGUAUGGCCACAACAGGUAUGACUAAUGAUCAAUGCGGUCUAUGUAAUGGAACAGAUGAUGGAGAUAGUUAAUUUGCUAAUUCCCAAGGAGCUUGUGUCUCUGUUGAUUGUACUUAAACUAGUGGUUGGGUAGAUUCAGAUUGUUCAACCUGUAAUCCUGGAACUCCUUACGCUUCCAGUGAUGGUACUUCGUGUUUUGCUACAACAAACUCAAUUAUUAUUACAUUUUCACUAAUAAUUCUUAUCUCAUUUUUACUUUGA